Molecule: messenger RNA, 3217 nt
Organism: Eleginops maclovinus (Patagonian blennie)
Lineage: Eukaryota; Metazoa; Chordata; Actinopteri; Perciformes; Eleginopidae
Product: multivesicular body subunit 12B-like
Exons: 10
Coding region: 278-1162 (294 amino acids)
Biological process (GO): regulation of epidermal growth factor receptor signaling pathway; virus maturation; viral budding
Cellular component (GO): late endosome; ESCRT I complex
Source: RefSeq, a predicted model, not a curated record
CAAUCAAUGCGGAGGCACCAGUCGGGAGGGGGGGCUCCUCCACGGAUCGCUCCCCGGAUCACAAUGCCCUCAGACAGCUCCACCCAUGAUGGCACACUAGCUUGAGAACCACAAUGCAAACAUAACCACAGCAGCAGCAGCUCGUGUGUUGCAUCUGUUCGUUAAUUUGAGCAAUUUCGUAAACAUGCAAGUCUCCCUAAAGCUGUGAAAAAAAGGACACAGAAGAAAAUACAGCUCGGUGGAAUUCAACUGCUAACCUCGCCUGAACGCUACGAAGAUGCCUGAAGUCCGGGACCUUUCUGAGGCUUUGCCAGAGAUGCCAAUGGACCCAAUCACUGGAGUUGGAGUAGUGGCCUCCAGGAACCGGGCCCCCACCGGAUAUGAUGUGGUCUCCACAACCACAGACGGCCUGGAUGCAGACCUGUGGAAAGACGGCCUCUUCAAAUCCAAGGUGACCCGCUACCUGUGCUUCACCAGGGUCUUCUCGAAGGAAAAUAGCCAUUUAGGCAACGUGCUGGUGGACAUGAAGCUGAUUGACAUAAAGGACACGCUGCCCGUUGGUUUCAUCCCCAUCCAGGAGACCGUUGACACUCAGGAGCAGGCCUUCAGGAAGAGGCGUCUCUGCAUCAAGUUUAUUCCGCGGGACUCCACAGAGGCGGCCAUCUGUGACAUCCGCAUCCUGGGGCGCUCCAAGCAGGCCCCCCCGCAGUACACCUUCAUAGGAGAGCUCAACAACAUGGGCAUCUGGUACCGCAUGGGGAACGUUCCCCGGGCCCAGGACUGCACACACACCCCCACCACCAACAACAUCCAGAAUGUGAACUCCACCGGACCGGCCCCGGUACCAGCCACCGUCAUGCCCAAACAUAUCUCCAUGACGCUCCCAGCCAGCUUCAGAGGCAAGAACACCACCAGACCGGACUACGAGCACCAGAACUCCAACCUGUACGCCAUUUCAGCGAUGGAUGGAGUGCCUUUCAUCAUCUCGGAUAAGUUUGCCUGUGCCUCGUCUGAUCUGCAGCAGGUGGACCUGAUGGGCAUCACCAUCAAGUCAUUGGCUGAGAUCGAGAAAGAGUAUGACUACAGUUUCCGCACAGAGCACAGUGCAGCGGCUCGCCUCCCCCCCAGUCCAACCAGGACGUCCCUGAGCUCGGAGGCCUGAGGAUCCCCGAGAGGAAAAGCAUCUCCUAACUCCCGGGAGAUGUCUUUGUUUUUAAUGUGUACAGGAAAGAAAGGAUCUGCGUCUGAAACCACCACAACAUUGAUGGGAUUGAUGGCUCAUGUCGGACAGAUGCGAUCCCACCAGUAUGACUAUAAAUACAUUUCAGUUGUUGCUUGUUACAAACACCUGGAGGACAAACUGAAGGACUACAUGGACAUCUUCUUCUGAUGGACAGCUCACUAAAGCAGCAGCAUCGUCCUUAAGUGUUCAUCACCCCAGUGCGCUGUGAUUGGCCGAAAUCACGGUAACCCCCUCCCAUUAUAUGUGUUACAAAUACAAAAGGAAAGGGCAUGUUUGAUGGGGGGGAACCUGUCACUGCUCUCUACAUAUUACUGUGAUAUACUGGUGUGUUUGAUGGUCACUGUGCUCUCCUUUCACACCUCACUGGUUCCAAGCUGGACCACUAACCACUCUUCUAAUGGUUUUUAUUUGUGGUAAACACUCUGAUAUGUGUUUGUAUCUUUAGUAUACUAUGAAAACAAACACAUCUGCAGACGGAUUAGAAGCAGGAACACACACCUUUUAUCCUCCUUCACAUGUGGAUAAAGAGUAGAGCCAGAACAAAGUGUUUAACCCACAUGAGUUUGAAUCAUGCCAGGCUCAAUCCAAGCUACAUUUAACCCGGGUUCAGUCUGGCUGAUAGCACACUCGCUCCUGUUACAUUUUACUGUGCUGCUAAUGUUCAGUAUCUACAGCAGACCUCUUUAGAAGCAGAAACGCUCACGUGUUACAUAGAGAAGCUCACACUAAAUCUGCAUCGUUUAUGGUCAAAACCUUAAUGUUUAAGUAUUGAAUUGUCUUUAUUACCACUACAGACACUGAGGUGUGAUACCCAGCCUCACAUCACACUUAGCUUCUUUAUUUGCGUUACCUUUCCAGGUACACGAGCAAAAAGAUGCCACAAACUGCAGCUGUUUUUUUACAUAAUGCACGAUCAAAGGCCAAAUAAUAAUUGUAUUUCACUCUUUGAUUACUAGUGGAAAAGCACAGGGCAUUAUCUCAUUAAUUAAGCUACACUUUUACUUCUACUGUAGCCUGAUUUGGUUUUAGGAGUCUUUUUCCUUUAAAUGUAGUUUUAACCCAUUUUCCCAGUCAAGUCCAACUCAAAAAGUCCAAAGUUUACCUUGAAUCUGGAUCAUUAUGUCCCCAAUUAUUCAUUACAUCGUUAGAGCCUCACAAUACUGGAUUUCUGACCGGAAUAUCGACAGCUGAUUUUAGUUUUUUGAAGCAUUAGCUUUAUAAAGUGGAUGACUCGUCCGCGCCCUCUGGUGGACAAACUGUGAAGUGGACACACUGUUCUGAAUGACCUCGCAGGUAUGGGACACUUCUGUUACUUGCAGGCAAACAUGCCACGAUGAACCGGAACUUCUUGAAUAUUGUCAUCAUAUAUUUGGAUGUUUUACUAUGCCUUUUAAUGCAAUUUCAAACCCUUCCCUGUGUUAAGUACAAGAAGCAUGGGCUGCUUUUCUUUUUCUCUGUCCUGCCAAUGAAGCUCUACUUUAAAGUUACUUGUCGUUUCCGGGUCGGACUUAAUGUGAGCUGGGUAACAUUAAGACGUUUCCUUUAUGUUCAUGCAGUAUUGUGUUCAGAAGCACCCAGUUUUAUUUCACUCCUUUGUUCCUCACAUGGAUUAACUCCUUUUUAUUUUAUAUUUUUGUUCGUCUAAUUUAUUAGUCAUUGCAGAAUGGGGACCACACAGUGCUGAAGGCUUGGUGGUGUUAAAGCUGUGGAUUGCACUGCUGCCCUGCUCUCAUUGUGUCUGCAUUAACAACAGUAACACUCCUUGUGCGUGUGUGUGUGCGUGUGUGUGUGUGUGUGUGUGUGUGUGUGUGUGCAUGCACGGUGGUGCCAGAGGUUUCUAUAUGAACGUUAUUUUUGUAGGUUAUUGAGAAAACGUCACAGGUUUUUUGUCUUGUAGAUUAUCUUCACUAAACAACGAACAAACGGCAUCAGUUGAAUUUGUAUAAUAAUCGUAUUAAACUAUGAUGAAAUGAA